UAUAUGUCAAAGGCCAGUGGUUGAUCUUAUCUUAACUCUAUAAUCAUGUCUGCCGAGGAAGGUACGUCACCAUGGCUGUCAUCUUUACUGAUAUUUACUGUGAUCCAAGCCUCUGCUUUCGUAUCAGUUACUGUCCUUCAAUUUUGUGCUUUGAGUGAUAUAGAGGACAUCGACAUUGGUUUGGAAAGCAGAAUCAAAUCAUGGCAUUUAUCGCAGGAGAGAUAUAAAAGGGACACUCAUGAUAAGAGAUUUCUAGAUGGUAUUUUGACUGAUCUUUUACUACAACAGGAAAAGAUUCUUGCUCAGCAUUGUGUUCAUAAAGACCAUCCAUGUCAACCAGGAGACCUAGGGGACAAAGGCAAACAAGGAGAAAUAGGCGAGAAAGGACAACCAGGACCAAUAGGAAGAACGGGCGACCAAGGACCUAUUGGACUUGAAGGACAAAAGGGAGAAAUGGGUGCAUUUGGGGCACAAGGAGAUAAAGGUAUUACGGGAGAUAUUGGAGAUACAGGUCCACAGGGACCAAGAGGAAUGAAAGGAGAUCCAGGACCAAGAGGGAUCAAAGGUCAAACAGGUCUUCCAGGAUUACAAGGACAAAAGGGCGAGACUGGUUUGCCUGGAUUAAAAGGAGAUCUUGGAUUAAUUGGUGAAGCAGGAAUAGAAGGAGACAGGGGAUUGACGGGACCUAAAGGUCUUCCUGGUUCUAAAGGAGAAGCUGGUCCAGAGGGUCCACCAGGGAAAGACUCUAAGAUGUUACAGGAUGGCUGUGAAUGUCUCAAACCGCCAAAAUUUACGAAUAAUUCUGCACACCAUGCAUACAUAUAUGGUUCACAGAAUGCAAUUCCAUGUUAUUUUACGGGAAACCCCAAACCAACAUUCACUGUUACCAAGGUUCCUAAUGAUGGUUCCCAGUCUACUGGUACUCGCUACAGAUGUGAAGCUACAAACUCUGUCGGAUCAGCAGAAUACUAUGUCAACGUUGAAAUUGGACAGCCACCUAAAAUGGUGAUUACUCCUACCGACUCCAAUCUUGUACCGGGUUUAACAUUCGAACUUACAUGUUCAGCUGGUGGCACACCAAAACCCAAAAUGUCUUUCUAUCAUGACGGUCAUCUUGUAAAUACCACGAGUCGUUAUUUCGUCAAUGGCGAUCACCUUACAAUAAGAAAUACCGUUCCAAGUGAUAGCGGAAGUUAUUACUGUUUGGCUAAAAACGAAUUUGGUGAUGAUCAAUCAAAAUCUUGGAAACUCACAAUUUCCUAAUAACAAGAGUGCACACGCUGAAA
Molecule: messenger RNA, 1286 nt
Organism: Mytilus trossulus (common blue mussel)
Lineage: Eukaryota; Metazoa; Mollusca; Bivalvia; Mytilida; Mytilidae
Product: putative cuticle collagen 75
Exons: 8
Coding region: 46-1263 (405 amino acids)
Cellular component (GO): extracellular matrix
Source: RefSeq, a predicted model, not a curated record